This is a messenger RNA of Pelobates fuscus (common spadefoot toad), 3178 nucleotides long. RefSeq names its product transmembrane protein 200C (gene TMEM200C). Lineage: Eukaryota; Metazoa; Chordata; Amphibia; Anura; Pelobatidae. Bases 517 to 2163 code for a protein of 548 amino acids. The record is from RefSeq and is a predicted model, not a curated record. The transcript has 2 exons.
UCUUGUAACUAGGCAACAGCGCCAGGGCAGCCAGAGAUGCUGCGCAGGAGAGAUACAGAGCGUUCCAUGGCGUUCUAAGCCCAUUCUACACUGCAAGUGCACGGCUGCCCGGCUGCCCAGCUCCCCAGGGCACAGGGAGCUUGUCUAUCAUAGCAUUGCACAGAACCGGGAGGAGGUGGGAAUUAAAUAAAAAAGAAAGAAAAUUCACUUCCCAGUAUAAUGAAGCAUGGAGGAGGUAUAGAGUCUCCUGGAGUACCGUGGCAGGACAAUGGGAGCAGGGCUUGCUGUCUGUGUGACCCUAUUGCUGGUGGAUAUUCAGUGUAUAGCAGAUGGAUUAAGGAAAGCUCCGCUGAUCAGAUCGCUGGAGAUCUGAGGGGGACCCCCGAGCUGACAUGUCCUCUUGUCCAGCAAAGUUGCUCCCGAUUUGCUCGCGUUGGCCAGCAGCUUUGACUUCCUCCACUCAUUCCCGGUGAGUCAAUGGUGCUGGGGUAACUUGUCAACCAUCUUGAGGACAGCAUGAUUGCCACAGGAGGUCUCCUGAGGAUCUCUGCUCGGAAACAAGAUCCUCUCCGACCCAAAAGCCAGACUCCGAAAAAAAAGCGAAAAGCAAAAAAGAAACGCAAGAAUGAUGUUGUUGUGGUGAAAGGCAAACUUAAACUUUGUUCCAUCUCUGGAUUAAUUGCUCUUUUUGGAAUUUUGGUACUUUUAGUUGGAGUUGCAAUGGCUGUUAUAGGUUACUGGCCAAAAAGUAACUCAGUAUACCAUGGAAAUCUAGGGAAAAAUCAAGCCAAAUAUUCAUCAGGUGAUAAAAAUAUAAUUAGUGCAAGUAAAAAUCAAUCCCGGAGGAAUCAAAGCAGCUCUGAAUCCAUUCUGGAUGUACCUAAAACAAUAGACAGAAACAUUACUAGAAACCUUCAGCAGAAAAAGUCUCCUGGUUUUCUUGCUGGCCUGUUUUCUGGGUACUUGCAUUCUGAUAAUCUGAAAGUAUUUGGUCCACUUAUAAUGGGUAUUGGAAUAUUUCUGUUCAUUUGUGCAAAUGCUGUUCUUCAUGAAAACCGAGACAAGAAAACCAAGAUAAUUAACUUGAGGGAUUUGUAUUCUACUGUGAUUGAUGUUCAUGGCAUGAAAUGUAAGGAUGGAGCUCCUUUAAAUGGAUUUGUGAAUUAUGUACAAUCUCGGAGUAUGGAUGUUAAAGCUGGGGAUACAUUUGGGGCUGCCAUGCUUGCCAAAACCUCUUGGAAUUCAUCUCUUGGUGGACCAAUUACUUUCUCCCCUCCAAAUUUAAGAGAGACAAGGACGUCUUCUCCUAAGUUAUAUCGCCAGCCACCAGAUUCCCCCUGUAUCGCUGACGCAGUGUACAGUAUUUACCGUGAGCGGUCAGCCUCUGCCCUACCAUUUGAAAGAGAUUUUGGGAGAGAUGGAGUCAAAGGUUCCCCCUUAGAAUCACCUGAUCUAGAAUGGGGCAGAAGGGGUAUGUGCUCCAUUGUUGGGUCCUCCCUCAGUGCAUUCACAUUGCCCAUUGUGAAAUUAGAUAACUGCCUUUUAGAUAAGAAAGAUGAACCUGUUGUUGAGAAAAAAAGUGCCAAAGAAGUAUCCAGGGGGGAGAUUGAAUUAAGUUUAACCAAUUUUAGCCAUGCAGACUUGAACUGGGAAAUUCCCAAGACCCAUCGGAAAUUGUUAAGGCGCCAGAGCACAAGCUGUCUGCCUGACCUUAGGAGAUCUACAUCACCUGGGCCUUUGUCUGAUUUGGGUAGCCAAUCUUUAAGUAGCACAGAUCUCGACUGUAGCCUUUUGGUGAAAGCUUCAGAACAUAACAAUACAAAGCCUGUGGUUCUUGUGGAUUCACUCACAAUAGCACCAUUGAUCAGGAAAGAUUCUCAGAGCUCCGAGUCUGACCAAUCAAGCAAUAAGGGCUAUAUUCAUCUUGAGGAGGCAGGAACCUCCUUUGAGUCUAUUGACACCUCAGCCAAUAAAAACCAAGACUGUGAAGAAUUUAGGGAUAAAGACAUGCAUUCUUUGGAAGGUACCAGCAAAGAACAAAAUAUAGGAACACUUCAAAGGCAGUACACUAAUAAAGAAAAACUACUGAUGCUGUCCAGAUCACAUGCUAAAAUGGAUGACAAUGAUGAUGAUGGUGAUGAUUUAGACAAUACAAGAAUUUAAGGCACACGUGAAUACAUGUUAGUGUUCCCAGUUGUGUUCCAGAAUAUACUGUAUUACAGGGAACUGGAACUUGCAAAUAUCCAAAGAUUUGCAGUAGCAACAAUUUGUAUUGGUACUGAAAACUGCAUUCUAUAACAGAAAAGUAACUUAAACACCUGAUUGUAAUUUGUUUUUAUAAUUCAAACCAAACUGUAUUAAUAAGACAGCCUAGCAGCAGGUCUUUAACAUUUACCAUGACCUGAUUAUUUUGACAAAAAUCAUGCACUUUUAAUCUGAAGUUCAAUAUUUUUUUCCCCAUUUUCCUGCUGAUGGCAUGUCCAUAAUUCCCUUAUGGCUGUAGUUUGGCUUCCCCAAAUGUUAUGGCAGCAAGCCUGCCUUUAGGCUACAUAAAAUUAAUUAUUUUAUUUUUGGAAACAAAUAGUGGUUUCAUAUUACCUUAAGGUCUAUCUCACAAAGUAUACAGAUUUAUUUAGAAAUGUAUAAAAUAUACAGACUUGGUUUAACAUUAUUAGACUGACAUAUUAUAAUCAUUUUGGAAAUUCUGUAAUACAAAUGUUUUAUUGAGUGUUAUACAUAAUAAAUUAUAAAUAUCAUAAAUAAACAUUAUAAGAAAUGUUUACAUUUAAGUACAUAAUAUACAAAAAUGGUUAUGAUUUUGAAAGCAUUCUUUAAAACAGGACCAAUUGUGGAUUUUUGUGUACAAUGAUAAUGGAAGGAAUUUUAUUAUUAUUUUGCUAACACAGUAUUUUCACAAUAGCAUGCAACAAACAAAUGAACCAUUUGAUUGGCCGAAGCAUGUGCAAAGCACCAAUGCAUUACACAUUGCUCUGUAAUGUUUAAAAAGCAGUCUUAAAAGCGGUGUAUGGAAUAAUUUCACACUUGUUUUAUAGUAUAAUAAUUUAUACAAAUAGAAAAUAGAGUGCAUGAGAAAUUGUAUUUUUGUUACUUUUCAUAUUUAUCCAGUGUACAUAUGCAUCACAGGGCACAUAUUUGACUGAAAAUUAGCCUUCUGGAG